GCUGCUGCUGCCUCUUGCUGAGGGGAGACUCUUCUCCUUCUCCUCCUUCUCCUUCUUCUCUGGGGCCAGGAUGGGCUGCUGCUGUCGGGCGGCGCUGGGCUCCUUGGCCCUCCUGCUCCCUGCUCUGCACCUGGUGCUAUCCGAGGAGCCCAUGAGUGCAACUAGCCAGAAGUGCAAUGCCAUCUACAAGGGGUUUGCUGAGUGCCUGAUCAGCCUUGGGGACAGCAUGGCUCAAAGCGUUCAACAACAGCAGGGUGAUGACAGCAACCAAGAACAGCAGGAGUUGGACACUAUCUGCAAGUCAGUAUCCUGGGAUGAUUUCCAUAUCUGUGCUACCCAGGUCUUAUCCAGCUGCCCUGAGGAAGCAGCCAACAUCUGGGAAUCCCUUCGGCAAGAAUCUAGGAAGAUCCAGUUCCAGGGGAACCUUCAUGACCUGUGUAGCUCCCGGGCUCAGCCAGCGGGCAAUGGGAGAGCUUCGGAUAUAGAUGAAACUAACAAGGAGACUUUGCGGGGAGCAGCCUGGCUUCCCCAGCCCAGCCUCAUGGGCACGCUGACUCUUGUGGCUCUUGUAGCUUUAGUACCCUUUGCCUAGCCUGGGAGCAGGGGGGAGGCCUCCCUCCCCUCCUCCUGUCCACUGUAAUACAGACUGGUGGCUUGGCACUGCCUCCUUCCAGGAAAUUGGAUGAAGGUGGCAGUGGUGCUUAGUGCAUUCUAGUAGCAGGAACAGUGUGGCCCACUGGGUGGAGCAGGCAGAAGGUGGGCUUGCCUGUCUUGUACGUGCCCUGCCAGGAGAAGCCAGGUUAUGUGAAAAGUGCUUCUCUUGUCCCUAUGCACUUUGUCUGGCUAGCUGGCACCUCUGAUAACUCAAAACCCUGCUCUCCUCUUCCCAUCCUUCCCCAUCCCUUCAUCUCUACCAGGACCAGCCUUGCUGUCAGUUAGAAUGGGGCAGCUACUUCGUGCAGCAGAGUUUUAAUCGUAAACUAUGAAUUUACCCUCAUUGGGUUGGAUUCAAAUUGAUAUAAAUCCCAUUAAUAUCAGUGUGUCUGCUCUAAAAGUACCUAAUAUGGUUUCAAUUAAUUGCAUUUUUAAAACGUAUGUUCUACUGCCAGGGCAGGGAAGAGAUGCUUGUGAAGUUUUCUACCCCAGGUGUUAAAAUAAUUUAGUUGGCCUUGGGUACUUUGCACCUUAACUGUUCUGCCUCACAUAACAAAAUACCUUAGCCCUCCAUUGCCCACAUCACUUUCCAGUAUCCCUGCCCUGUCAUGCUGUACCUCCCUGCCCCCCAGAGACUACCCAGGAUUGAUUGAUUGAUUGAUUGAUUUAAAUUUUGUGCCACCUUUCUUCCAGAAAGAGACCCAAGGCAGCUCACAACAUAAUUUUUUUAACAAAAAAAA
Sceloporus undulatus (fence lizard) is the source of this 1394-nucleotide messenger RNA. It is a transcript of the gene NRN1L, whose product is annotated as neuritin 1 like. NCBI's taxonomy places the organism in Eukaryota, Metazoa, Chordata, Lepidosauria, Squamata, Phrynosomatidae. The coding region runs from base 71 to 592 and encodes 173 amino acids. The record is from RefSeq and is a predicted model, not a curated record. The transcript is spliced from 3 exons. Gene Ontology annotation, biological process: neuron projection extension; nervous system development. Gene Ontology annotation, cellular component: plasma membrane.